Molecule: messenger RNA, 24194 nt
Organism: Coregonus sp. 'balchen'
Lineage: Eukaryota; Metazoa; Chordata; Actinopteri; Salmoniformes; Salmonidae
Source: the annotation of a GenBank genome assembly
GAGGAGAGGAGCUGCAGCCAGUGGCCCCACCUCCUCCGGUUCCCAUUGGCCGAGAGGAGCCACCUCCCUCCCCUGCCUCAUUGGUAUGCAGGCAGUGCAGUGUCAGUGAGGAGAGAGGAAAGAGAGAGCGGUCAGUGCUGUAGGGCAGAGGAGAGCAAGGUUGAGAGUCAGUGAAUGAGAGCUGCUGAAUCUGCUGUUUGCUUGUUUUGCUGGGCUGCCUCCUAUCCACACUGCACUGGCAACACAGAAUACCCUGCCAACACCACAGACGCUGCUGAUUACCACGCUAGUUAGCCCCGGCGCUAACAGGAGCGCAAGGGGCCACCAGGAAUCAAGCUAGCCGGGUUUAUCCAUCCUUUGAGCAGGGGACGUAGCCGUGUCGUGUAGUGAAGGGGGCUGACGCUACGAUUUAGGCUCCUACCCCCCCCCCCCCCCCCCACCCCCCACCCCCCACCCCCCCCACCCACCACCACCAGCAGCAGCCCGCUCGCUCCUCCCUAUGUCCUUGUCCUCGGCGGCUCCUCUCAACUCCCUGGCCAGUAUAUGGAUAGAAGCUCCCUGUUUCAGCUCAUACAAGAGCAGGUAAGCGAGCAAAGCAGCAGCGGUAGGUUUCUAUGGUUACCGUCUCCUGCCAGCAGCCAGCCGCACUCUUUCUAUCUCGGGAUUUUAGGCAAGAGGCAGGGGUGAGAACUGCUGGUAUGGGAGGUGGGUAAGAGGGGCAUGUGGUAUUCUGUUACUUUUUAUUUAAUUUUUUACUUUAGUUUAUUAAGUAAAUAUUUUAUUAACCAACAAUGCAGUUCAAGAAAGAGUUAAGGGCUUGUAAGUAAGCAUAACAUUUGAUUUGAUUUAAUGAAGGCACACUGGGGUUGAAGAUGUAGUAGACUGACGCUACUGAGGGAUUCUCAGGCUAUGUGGGGUCAUGGUAGAGUAGACCUUAGAAGGUGAGGUCUUCAAAUCCAAUUGUAUUUGUCACAUGCGCCGAACACAACAGGUGUAGACUUUACCGUGAAAUGCUUACAAGGCCUUAACCAACAAUGCAGUAAAAAAAAAAAAAAACAGAGUAAAGAAAAUAUUUACUAAAUAAACUAAAGUAGUAAUAAAGAAAGUAACACAAAAUAACAAUAACGAGGUACCAAGUAAAUGUGCGGGGGUACAGGUUAGUUGAGGUAAUUUGUACAUGUAGGUAGGGGUAAAGUGACUAUGCAUAGAUAAUAAACAGCGAGUAGCAGCAGUGUAAAAACAAGGGGGGGGGGGGUCAAUGCAAAUAGUCCCAGUGGCCAUUUGAUUAAAUGUUCAGCAGUCUUAUGGCUUGGCGGUAGAAGCUGUUAAAGAGCCUUUUGGACCUAGACUUGGCGCUCCGGUACCGCUUGCCGUGCGGUAGCAGAGAUGACAGUCUAUGACUUGGGUGACACCGCCUAGUGUAUAGGUCCUGGAUGGCAGGAAGCUUGGCCCCAGUGAUGUACUGGGCUGUAUGCACUACCCUCUGUAGCGCCUUACUGUCGGAUGCCAAGCAGUUGCCAUACCAGGCGGUGAUGCAACCGGUCAGGAUGCUCUCGCUGGUGCAGCUGUAUAGCUUUUUGAGGCUCUGGGGACCCAUGCCAAGUCUUUUCAGUCUCCUGAGGGGGGAAAGGCGUUGUCGUGCCCUCUUCACAACUUUCUUGGUGUGUUUGGAACAUGAUAGUUUGUUGGUGAUGUGGACACCAAGAAACUUGAAAUUCUCGACCCGCUCCACUACAGCCCUGUCGAUGUGAAUGGGGGCGGGUUCGGCCCUCCUUUUCCUGUAGUCCACGAUCAUCUCCUUUGUCUUGCUCACGUUGACGGAGAGGUUGUUGUCCUGGCACCACACUGCCAGGUCUGACCUCCUCCCUAUAGGCUGUCUCAUCGUUGUCGGGGAUCAGGCCUACCACCGUUGUGUCGUCAGCAAACGUAAUGAUGGUGUUGGAGUUGUGCUUGGCCACGCAGUUGUGGGUGAACAGGGAGUACAGGAGGGGACUAAGCACGCACCCCUGAGGGGCCCCUGUGUUCAGGAUCAGCGUGGCAGAUGUGUUGUUGCCUACCCUUACCACCUGGGGGCGGCCCAUCACAAAGUCCAGGAUCCAGUUGCAGAGGGAGGUGUUUAGUCCCAGGGUCCAUAGCUUAGUGAUGAGCUUUGUGGGCACUAUGGUGUUGAACACUGAGCUGUAGUCAAUGAACAGCAUUCUCACAUAGGUGUUUAUUUUGUCCAGGUGGGAAAGGGCAGUGUGGCGUGCGAUUGAGAUUGUGUCAUCUGUUGGGGCGGUAUGCGAAUUGGAGUGGGUCUAGGGUUUCCGGGAUGAUGGUGUUGAUGUGAGCCAUGAUCUUUCAAAGCACUUCAUGGUUACCGACGUGAGUGCUACGGGGCGGUAGUCAUUUAUGCAGGUUACCUUCACUUUCUUGGGCACAGGGACUAUGGUGGUCUAUUUGAAACAUGUAGGUAUUACAGACUCGGUCAGGGAGAGGUUGAAAAUGUCAGUGAAGACACUUGCCAGUUGGUCCACGCAUGCUCUGAGUACACGUCCUGGUAAUCCAUCUGGCACCGCGGCCUUGUUUAAAGGUUUUGCUCACAUCGGCUACGGUGAGCUUGAUCACACAGUCGUCCGGAACAGCUGGUGCUCUCAUGCAUGCUUCAGUGUUGCUUGCCUCGAAGCGAGCAUAAAUGGCAUUUAGCCCGUCUGGUAGGCUCGUGUCACUGGGCAGCUCACGGCUGGGUUUCCCUUUGUAGGGUGUAAUAGUUUGCAUGCCUUGCCACAUCCAACGAGCGUCAGAGCCGGUGUAGUAGGAUUCAAUCUUAGUCCUGUAUUGACGUUUGCCUGUUUGAUGGUUCGUCUGAAGGCAUAGCGGGAUUUCUUAUAAGCGUCCGGAUUAGUGUCCCGCUCCUUGAAAGCAGCAGCUUUAGCCUUUAGCUCGGUGCGGAUGUUGCCUGUAAUCCAUGGCUUCUGGUUGGAAUAUGUACGUACGGUAACUGUGGGGGCGACGUCGUCGAUGCAUUUAUUGAUGAAGCCGGUGACUGAGAACAUAUUCCAGUCUGUGCUAGCAAAACAGUCCUGUAGCGUAGCAUCCGCGUGGUACUUCCGGCUUUAGUUUUUGCUUGUAAGCAGGAAUCAGGAGGAUAGAAUUAUGGUCAGAUUUUCCAAAUGGUGGGCGAGGGAGAGCUUUGUACGCGUGUCUUUGUGUGGAGUAAAGGUGGUCUAGAGUUUUUUUGUCUCUGGUUGCACAUGUGACAUGCUGGUAGAAAUGAGGUCAAACUGAUUUAAGUUUUCCUGCAGUCCCCGGCCACUAGGAGCGCCGCUUCUGGAUGAGCAUUUUCUUGUUUGCUUAUGGCCUUAUACAGCUCGUUGAGUGCGGUUUUAGUGCCAGCGUCGGUUUGUGGUGGUAAAUAGACGGCUACGAAAAAUAUAGAUGAAAACUCUCUUGGUAGAUAGUGUGGUCUACAGUUUAUCAUGAGGUGAGCAAUACCUUAAGACUACCUUAAUAUUAGACAUCUCGCACCAGCUGUUAUUGACAAAUAGACACACACCACCACCCCUCGUCUUACCGGACGUAGCUGUUCUGUCCUGCCGAUGCACGGAAAAUCCAGCCAACUAUAUAUUAUCCGUGUCGUCGUUCAGCCACGACUCUGUGAAAUAUAAGAUAUUACAGUUUUUAAUGUCCCGUUGGUAGGAUAGUCUCGAACAGAGCUCAUCCAGUUAGUUCUCCAGUGAUUGCACGUUGGCCAAUAGAACGGAUGGUAGAGGCGAGUUCCCCACUCGCCGACGAGUUCUCAUAAGGCACCCUGAUGUCCACCCCCUGUAUUUCCUUCUAUUCUUAAUGCGAAUGAAGGGGAUUUGGGCCUUGUAUGGGAGCAACAUUAUAUCCUUCGCGUGACUCAUUCAAGAAAAAUCUUCAUCCAGUUUGAGGUGAGUAAUCGCUGUUCUGAUGUCCAGAAGCUCUUUUCGUUCAUAAGAGACGGUAGCAUCAACAUUAUGUACAAAAUUUGAAAAACGAUCAUGUGUUACAGUUUGUAGAGGUGGGAGUGGCAUGUUUUCCUGGUUUACCUGUGCAGCAGUGAUAUAAAUGAAUGGUUAAACUCUGGAUGAAAUAAUUUAGAUUUGGUAUGAAUUAGUGGAUUGUAGGGAGCAGUGGUCAUGAGUUAAUUUACCCGGAGAUGGUUGGUCCUGACCUGAUGAUUUUACUGUAGUCAGUAGGCCACUCGUCUUGGCACUAGCUUGUACCUGUGUUGUUGUGUGCCAUACGUCUGUCUAGGUGUCUAGUCUUUUUCCUAGUCCUUGAGUAUCUCAGAAAUAUUGACAGAUGUUCCUCUUGGUCACAUAACAACCCAUGGGGCAAUGCUGUGCUCUGCAGUAUUAAGAUCCAGGACCAGUGGUGUAAAGUACUACUUAAGUAGUUUUUUGGGGUAUCUUUAAUUUACUUUACUAUUUAUAUUUGUGACUACUUUUACUUCACUCCAUUCCUAAAGAAAAUUAUGUUAUUUUUACUCCAUACAUUUUUCCUGACUUCCAAAAGUACUCGUUACAUUUUGAAUGCUUAGCAGGACAAGAAAAUGGUCCAAUUCACACUUAUCAAGAGAACAUCUGUCACACCCUGACCUUUAAAUGCCUGUUGUUUCUCGUUGGUUUGGUCAGGGUGUGAAUUUCUAUGUGUACAUUCUAUGUUUGUAUUUCUAUGUUGGCCGGGUGUGGUUCCCAAUCAGAGGCAGCUGUCGAUCGUUGUCUCUGAUUGGGGAUCAUACUUAGGUAGACAUUUUGUUUACCUAUGUUGUGGGAUCUUGACUCUUGUUUGUGUGUAGCCAUUGUGAGUGUCACGUUAUGUUGCUUUUGUUGUUUUGUUCUGAGUUUAUUUCAAUAAACAAAUAUGUACGCAUACCACGCUGCACCUUGGUCCAAUCCUGUACUCAACGAACGUGACAACAUCGCUGGUCAUCCCUACUGCCUCUGAUCUGAUCUCACUAAACAAACAUGCUUCGUUUGUAAAUUAUGUCUGAGUGUUGGAGUGUGUCCCUGGCUAUCCGUAAAUAAAAAAACAAGAAAAUGGUACGGUCUGGUUUGCUUAAUAUAAGGAAUUGGAAAUUAUUUAUUAUUUUACUUUUGAUACUUAAUGAUGCAUUAUGCAGAAAUUGCUCUGCCAUUUCCUGGUUGCUAAAAUUCUAAUAGUUAGCCUAAUUUCAGUUUAUGUGACAAAACAAGAAGUCAUUGUGUAGAGAAUCAUUGUACCAUCUAAACCGCUGUGAAGUAUAUUUUCCAUAACCAAAAAUAUUGUAUAUUCAGCUGGUGUACAAAACCGUAAGUAAAAUAUGCAAAAACAAAACUUCAGAACGGGAAGCAUAGAAAUAGGACACAUAGAACAGAUCUACCACUUCUUAGACUUGCUUUCAACGGGAAUGAAAGAUCUAUAACUCACAUUUCUAUGUGAAUUUGGUCGGGUCUAUGAAAAAGUAGCGUUAAGUAUAUUUUAGCAAUUACAUUUACUUUUGAUAGUUAAGUAUAUUUAAAACCAAAUACUUUUAGACCUUACUCAAGUAGUAUUUUACUGGGUGACUUUCAAUUUUACUUGAGUCAUUUUCUAUUAAGGUAUAUUUACUUUUACUCAAGUAUGACAUUUUUUCCACCAUUGUCCAGCACUGAGACAGCCACAACCUCAAGCACUCUCACAGCUCUCUAAGGAAGCAUUUAUUCAACUUUGAACAUUCUCCUCUUUUUUCAGUUUUAGUAUUUAAAGUGUUUUGUUAGCUAAAUCAAAGCCUACUUUAAUGGUUAUUUUUAUCAAUGUCUAGUGUGCAUCUUGUCAGUCCCCCCCCCAUCCCUCAUUCACGUUAUUGGCUGGCUGGACCAUCCCACUGUUCUGUGGCACCAGCGGGGGAUUUGGCUGAUUGAGAGAUAGAUUGGGCAAUCAUUCUGUCUGAGAGGGAGACAUCGAUUAUCUGCUGUAGGGUCUAAGGGCCACGAGGGGCCCAUCAGUAACACAUUGAUCGACAGACUUAGAGGUGUGUGUGUUUGUUUAACUAGACUUGUGGGUACCAGAAGUCCUCACAAGUAUAGUAAAACAUGGAGAAUUUGGCAAGUUGGGACAUUUUGCCGGUCCCCACGAGGAAAAAUGCUAUUUUAGGCUUAGGAGUUAGGUUUAGGGUUAGGGAUACAAUUAGGGAUAUAAUUAAGGUUAGGCUGGCCCUCCGGAGUGGCGCAGCGUUCUAAGGCACUGCAUCGCAGUGCUAGAGGCGUUACUAUAGAACCGGGUUCAUUCCCGGGCUGUGCCACAACCGGCCGUGGCCGGGAGUCCCAUAGGACGGCGCACAAUUGGCCCAGCGUUGUCCGGUUUAGGGGAGGGUUUGACCGGGGGGGCUUUACUUGGCUCAUUGCUCUUUAGGGUUAUGGUUAGGUUUAGGGUUAAGGUUAGGUUUAGGGUUAAGAAAAAUAUGAUUUUGGAUGGGAAUCAAUUCUUUGGGCGCCACAAGGAUAGCAGUACAAAACUGUGUGUGUGCGUGCAUGUUUUACCCUACCUUUGUUCAGUAGUUGUGUGUGUUUAUGUACGAGAAGAAGGUGAGAAGCCACCAAGGAAUAUUGUGUGAAUAUCAAUGUGGUAAAAGGAUGUGUUGUGGUCAUGGUGGUGGUUUUCAAAGUUUCCGAAUAGCAGCAUGCAUAGUGAAUCAUUUAUGAGCAAUUCAUCCAAGGUGCACAGGUAGAGGGAAUUCUGUAGCUUUAAUGUAUCUGGUUUCAGUGGAGAAAAACUCUCUUUAUGUUAGACAAGGAAAGCAACUGAGUGUGUGCAUGUCAACAUCUAUUUAUCCAUAAUGUGUGGCACACCUCAACUUGAAAGUAGAGUAGACCAUUCUUUUCUCCCCUAAGAGAUACUUGUUGUUCUUGUCUCCUCAAACUGUCUGUGAAGGGUACAUUUUCAUAGGCUCAGAUGUGUAGACAUUCAUAUAGGCCUAGAUCAGCAGGUUGACUUCAUGUUGGUCUAGUCUACUUUCACUCCAUAUAGGGCUAUGAGUGGAGUAGUAAUACAUGUAGCUAGUUGCAUGUACCUCGCACAUUGGGCUGCUACAUCAGACUCUGCAGCACGAGAGCGAGAGUAGCUACGUGAGGGACUUUUAUUAGUCUUUGUCUGCAGGAGGAAGCAGUGCUGAGCUCAGGCUAUUUCUGUCCCAUGCAGGCACAUACACACACUGACUCGCACACAGACACACACACUUCUGUUGAUCUAAUGGUUAUUUAUAUAGCCAUGUCACUUAAUAAGGAAACUGUCAGCCAGAGCUCCACCAUCGAUGAGCCAUGCGAUCAUUAGUCGAUUAAUAUCUCCUCUGCAAUUCCCCUCCUUAUCAGAGCUAUUUUCACCUGCUAGAUAAAGACUGAUGAUCUGAGGACAGCGUUAUACAGUUUUGACGUGUAUAUAUGCCAACCAUAGCAAGGAUGAGGGUCUUAUUUUCCCUUUCCCUUUCAUUGAGGUCUGAUGCCAUCAGCAUGGUGCUUUUCAUGCAUGGCAUUUGAGGAAUGUCUCCUGCUGUUGUUUGUGUCACUGUGCGUCAAAGGGAGAAAAUGUAGUCAUGGGUUCGACAUGAAUCAAGGAGUUUUGCUCCUUCUACAAUGCUACAUUACUACACUCAUGCUACUACAGUACUACACUCUUACUACUACACAGAUAGGUACUGCACAAAUACUUACUGAAAGUACCUAGAUUUGCUGUGUGACACACUGUAGACAGACACAGACCUAUCCAUUUUAGUCUGGAUGUGAGGAUGUGGAACUUGCACUGUGGACAAGCAAAUCUUCCUUGUUUUUAUUUAUGGCCAAGGUCUGUUCCCAGGUCAGGGUCUCCUCCCCCUCCCCACUGUAGUGCUGGCCUCAGUUAAGUGACACCUGCUCUGGGGUCAGCCUCAGUGGCUGGUUGUCUGCUGACGGUAAUAGAGGUCCUGGGGGUUAACGACGUGAUCUUUCCCCUGCAGUCAGCACAGCCGCCUCCUCCACACUAUUUCAUCCCAUUAUCUUCAUCCAUCCCCUUCUACUUGCUCCCACCAUAUUUUCUUCACCCCAUCUCGUUUUUCUCUACAUUUGUUAACCCUUUCAACCUCUACAUCCGCAGGUACUGGUGUCACCUCCCUUGGCCCCUUAGCCCUCCCCUCUUUCAUCAGCCCUUUUUCACCACCCCAUCCUUCUAUCCAUUCCUCUGUAAUUAUCUCUCCAUCCAUCUAUAUCCUUCUGUCCCUACUCCAAUGCUCUCUACCCCCCUCCUCUCUCAAUCCCCCUUCGUAAAAGGGAAAUGUGAAAGCUGUGACACACAGGAAACCCAUAACCAUGGCGACGAUGUGGCUUGUCAACGCGUCAUCCUCCCAGUGUUGUAUUACUUCAAUAACGGCUCCCUUUCAGGACCAUUCCCCCGCUCUCCUCUUCUCUCAGCCCUCCUCCCUCUCUCUCUCUCUUCCUUCCUUCCUCUGUCAGACAGUCAUGAACCCCACUACCCUGACUAAGAAAAAAGGUGAAGCUUAUACCCAACGUUCACACGUCUCCGUUUUCCUCACCGAAUGUAUUGAUUGCUAAUCGUCAUAAUUACCAACAAGGACCAAUCCUUCACCACCUCUUCACCUUCAUUCUCAGCUCCCGGUACUUGUGUAACACACUUUCAGUAGAAGGUUAGGCAAAUACUGUCUCUAUGUAGAUUGGCUACAGUUCAAUUUGCAGUGUAAGACCCCACAUGGUAACCGUGGCGAUGUGACGAUGACAUAUGGGGCCAGACAGUGAUCAGACUCCUCUGUGUCCCCGGGUGGAGAGGAUCCUAUUAGAAUCUGGUGUUUGGAACUGUGGAUGCGGAGCACCUGAGUGUGUAACAGUCUUCUGAUAGACUUGGGCUAUUGGAGUGUGUUAGAGCCGUCUGACUGAUUGAACACUAGACAGUGGUUGAGCGGUCUCUGACGUUCUCUCUUUUCCUCUAUUUCUCUUCUCCUCAUUUCUUUCUCAAUUCAAUUCAAUUGUCUUUAUUUCUCACUCUCUCGCCCUCUAUAUAUCCAUCUCCAUCUCUCUCUCUCUCUCCCUUCCUCCUUCCCUCCACCUCUCUCCCUCCCUCACUCUCUCCCCAUCCUAUCAUCCUAGUGCUCUACACUCAGCCUAUGCAAAAUGUUGGCCAUAUCUGCAACCUUUCUCUCUCUCCUCGGUGCCAGGGGCAGAAUAGGCUGUGUUUAAACAAACCUCUGUGAAACACACAGUAAGGGAAAUAGGGAAAAAAUUGGCUGGGACUUUUUUCUUUCUUGGUUCAUUCUCAUACAUGCAUUUGCUUUAGCCGCAUUUCAGGAAGCCACUUCCAAGCUCAAGACUGUCAGGCCCAGCCAGCGAGGGGCCCCGGCGUUCAGCCGAUAUAUUACUCAGUGUGUGAUAUGUGUGCGAGAUGACUGAGAAGGGAGAUGGCUCAGAUUACUGAUGUGUGUGUGUGUGUCCAUGUGUGAAUUUGUGUCCGUGUCGGUGUGUGUGUACGUUUGUACGGGCGCCUGCCUGUUGGGAUGAAAAAUGGCUUCACAACAAAGUCUGUGAUUGUGAAAACACAAGAAUUUACAGUAUUUGCUGUUCUCAGCCUUCAGAAAUGGCAAGGCGCUAACAUUUGAUUGCUUGCAUCAACAGAGCAAACAUGCAGGGCCGGUUCCAGGCACAAGCGGCAUAAGCGGUUGCUUAGGGCCCCCGGCGGCUAGGAGGCCCCCGACCUGAGAGUAAGAAUAGUAGAAUAUACAAGGUGCAAUUUCGAAAUUUGGUUGUGCCUCAGCAGUUUUUCUCUUGUUACAGUGCCUUCGGAAAGAUCAGACCCCUUGACUUUUUUUGUUACGUUACAGCCUUAUUCUAAAAUUGAUUAAAUAAGAAAUGUUCCUCAGCAAUCUUCACACAAUAUCCAAUAAUGACAAAGCGAAAACUGGUUUUUAGAAUUUUUAGCAAAAAAAUGGAAAUACCUUAUUUACAUACGUAUUCAGACCCUUUGCUAUGAGACUCGAAAUUGAGCUCAGGUUCAUCCUGUUUCCAUUGAUCAUCCUUGAGAUGUUUCUACAACUUGAUUGGAGUCCACCUGUGGUAAAUUCAAUUGAUUGGACAUGAUUUGGAAAGGCACACACCUGUCUAUAUAAGUUCCCGCAGUUGACAGUGCAUGUCAGAGCAAAAACCAAGCCAUGAGGUUGAAGGAAUUGUCUGUAGAGCUCCAAGACAGGAUUUUGUCGAGGCACAGAUAUGGGGAAGGGUACCAAAAAAAUUCUGCAGCAUUGAAGGUCCCCAAGAACACAGUGGCCUCCAUCAUUCUUAAAUGGAAGAAGUUUGGAACCACCAAGACUCUUCCUACAGUUGCCCACCGGCCAAACUGAGCAAUCGGGGGGAGAAGGGCCUUGGUCAGGGAGGUGACCAAGAACCCGAUGGUCACUCUGACAGAGCUCUAGAGUUCCUCUGUGGAGAUGGGAGAACCUUCCAGAAGGACAACUAUCUCUGCAGCACUCCACCAAUCAGGCCUUUAUGGUAGAGUGGCCAGACGGAAGCCACUCCUCAGUAAAAGGCACCUGACAGCCCACUUGGAGUUUGCCAAAAGGCACCUAAAGACUCAGAGACCCUGAGAAACAAGAUUAUUUGGUCUGAUGAAACCAAGAUUGAGCUCUUUGGCCUGAAUGCCAAGCAUCACGUCUGGAGGAAACCUGGCACCAUCCCUACGGUGAAGCAUGGUGGUGGCAGCAUCAUGCUGUGGGGAUGUUUUUCAGCGGCAGGGACUGGGAGACUAGUCAGGAUCGAGGCAAAGAUGAACAGAGCAAAGUACAGAGAGAUCCUUGAUGAAAACCUGCUCCAGAGUGCUCAGGACCUCAGACUGGGGCGACGGUUCAGCUUCCAAAAGGACAACAACCCUAAGCACACAGCCAAGACAACGCAAGAGUGGCUUCAGGACAAGUCUCUGAAUGUCCUUGAGUGGCCCAGCCAGAGCCCGGACUUGAACCUAAUCGAACAUCACUGGAGAGACCUGAAAAUAGCUGUGCAGCAACGCUCCCCAUCUGCAGAGAAGAAUGAGAGAAACUCCCCAAAUACAGGUGUGCCAAGCUUGUAGCGUCAUACCCAAGAAGACUUGAGGCUGUAAUUGCUGCCAAAGGUGCUUCAACAAAGUACUGAGUUGAAGAGUCUGAAUACUUAUGUAAAUGUGAUAUUUCAGUUUUUUAUUUUUAACAAAUUAGCAAAAAUGUCUAAAAACCUGUUUUUGCUUUGUCAUUAUGGGGUAUUGUGUGUAGAUUGAUGAGGGAAAAAACAAUUUAAUCAAUUUUAGAAUAAGGAUGUAAGGUAACAAAUUGUGGAAAAAGUCAAGGGGUCUGAAUACUUUCUGAAUGCACUGUAUGUCAGUCACUGACAGUCACUCAAUUAGCCAUGUCCUCUAACAGUCUUUACAUUGGUAGUUAGUCUAGCCAGCUAUCUAAACUUGUAGUAAUCAUGGCCGAAUACCGACCGGGCAUGCAGGGCACGUGCCCAGGGGCCCUGACCUUCAGGGGGCCCCAUUGAUUUUGUUAGUCAUUCUCACUCGGAUAUCAUAUUAACAUGGCAUAAGUCAUUACAAAAUGUGUAGAAUUGCAGGAAAUUAGCUUUAAAACUGCAACAUUUGCAUGAAAAUGUACUUUCAAACAAAAAUAUGUCUCCCUAUCGUCAAGAGGGGGGGCAAUAAAAUGUUUUGCCGUGAGGUGGGGGGCCUCCCAACCAAAUCUCACUUAGGGCCUCCAAAAGGCUAAAGCCGGCCCUGCAAACAUGCUACCAUCUGACUGGAAGCAUGAUCAAAGCUAACACACUAGUAUCUGACUGCUAGUAGCCCGCCCCUGACUAAUAAAUAAAUAACAAGAGACCUGGGGAGGGUGAGCAGUAGAAAUUGAAUUAAAGAGCUUCUUGUGUUCAAUUAAACAGCCGUAAACACUGCUGAAAUCAGUCCAGGGGAGGAGGAAAAGAACUCCACCAAGAGAGAGUGAUAGACACACACACACUGUAUCAGACACUCCCAGAGAUUUUCUGAUGACGCUUCCUUGUUUCUGAGUUAGCUGUAGAGCUGUAAACCUUGAGACUGCUGCAGUAGAGACUGGCACUGGCAGGCUCAGUGUUUAUAGAACCCCACUACCCUCCUGAUCCUGAGGCAGCCAGGGAAUGGCCUCUGCCUACUGAGUCACGGAGUCAUCUAUAUUCAGAACGAGAGGAUCUCCUCCUCCUCCUAUCUUUACACAGACCAACAUGAUACACACUGUGGGUGACUCCAGAGUGAUGCAACAGCUGAAAGACCACAUUUCGGCCCUAGAGCGACAAGGAGCUGUUGGUUUACUCUCUUUUAUCAUUACAGGAAACACAGUAAAAACACAGAAACGCAGUAAAAAGACAGACACAGCUAGACAGCCUAAAAACAAACUAGAACAGGAUAUUAAUGCGCCAUCGAAACAAAUUAAAUCGAAUAUAAAAAAAUAAAAUAGGCAGUCGACAAUGGAUAGAUACAGUACAAACACACAAACACACUAGGAUGCGGGCUCACACACACAUACACACCCUAUACUUUAUGGGCCAUUUUUAACCAGGCACUAUUUCAGACUGCUAAACUCUGGCGUUUUUAUGACACUCCCCCGCUUAAAUCAAUUACGGGGAGGCAGAGGCAUGCGAGCAUCAGCGGUAAUAACCCAUGGGGGUCGGGGGCCUCGCAGUGAGAAUGGUGAUUAAUGAAAACCACACUGAUUUGUCCACAAAUGUUGUAGAACCCGACUCACUAACGAAAAAGGAAAAAGAGAAUACAAUGUAUGUACAAUGGCAUAUGGUGUCAGCAGUGGGAUUUCAGUCCUACAGUGUGUUCAGAUCACGGUGUACCAUUAGACUGACCUGUUGGCCCAUCUUUGUUAUCAGUCCUGCCAAUGCCUGUUGUUACCAGUCUGUUACUUUCUUUAGGCCUGCCCAUUUAAUUAGAUAGAAAAAAUACAGCUGACUUGUGUUCUGUUUUUAAGGCUGGUCUAAUUCUUCCAUUGAUGUUCCCACUGACAAUGUGGCUUAAUUAAUGCUGCUCUUAUUGACAUUUUCUUCUCUCUUGGCUCUGUUGCUCGCCAUUAUCCUGGUAUGUAUGUUCUGUUGUCUCUGCUGUCGACUGCUGUCUAUGGACUAGUUCAGCCUUACUCAAUAGGUGACCGCCUCAACGAAAUUAUAUAUAUUUUUAAGGAACUGUCAGGCUUUUAAAUUACUGUUGAGAGUUGUAUAGUUGAAUGCAGAAGGUGCAAUUUUGAAAUUUGGUGGUACAUUAGCAGUUUUUAUCAUAUGAACACACAUAAUACAUGGCAAAAUGUGUAGAAUUGCAGGAAAUUAGCUUUAAAAGUGCAAAGGUUUAUUUCUGCCCCAUGGCAAAGUAUGUAGACUUGCAUGAAAUAUGCUUUAAAACUGCAAAAUUCUCUCUGCCAACAAGAGAGGUUUGAACAGUUUGUGUCGUGGACAGUGUGUGAGUGUUAAAAAUAUAUGUGGCGCAAGUUGCUGAGGGGCUGACUAUUUCUGUGGGGUCUGCAUGGGUCGCAAGGUGGGGGUUUGUAACUAUGCCGAUAAAUGACAAUAUAUCCAUCCGGACACGGUACUGGUACCCCGUGUAAAUAGCCAAGUUAUUGUUAUUGUGUAGUUAUUCCUCAUGUUAUUAUCUUUCUAUUAUUUAAAACAUAUUCACUGCAUUGUUGGGAAGGGCCCGUAAGUAGACUGUUGUUUACGAAGCAUAUGACAAAUAAAAUGUGACUUGAUUUUACCUUUGCCACCUAGGAAAUGUGUGUGUCCAGGUGAUUACUGAUGCAUUCAUGAAGAUUCAUUCAUACAGUAUCUCUCUACAUCACUGCAGCUUAUUGAGUGCAAUGUGCUUUUAAAAAGUAAAGCAGAGAAGAUGCAUUAUGAUUAUGAAUAACGGGAGGUAGAGAAAGAUAAUCAUUCUAAUACGCAGGGAUGGGGUCAAUACCCUUUAAAUUCAUAAGAAUUUAAUAAAUCUUCCAUUAAACGAUUUCAGGUCAUCGUGAAUUUACUUAAUUGAAAUGGAAUUGAGCUCAUUCUUGCUAAUAGGCACUACUACUAUCAUCAUCAACAGCAGCACUAUUCUGGUCAGCCUGUACUGAGUGUUUGUUGUGUUGUGUUUGCCAGCUGGACCCAGACAACACCGGUUUCAUCACAGUGGAGAACUUCACCAGUUUGGUGGAGCACCAUGAGCUGCAGCUGGACCCCUCCAAACUGGACAUGCUGUUCGCCCUGGUGCAGAGCAACGAGGAUGGACAGGUGUGCUACCAGGAGCUCAUCGAGCUGGUGAGUGGCUGAAAGGGUACACACAGAGGCAUGCAUGCACGCACACACACAGAGAGGCACGUUCACACAGAAGCAGGCAUAGUACACACUCACGCUACAGAAUUAUUUGAGAAAGGUUAGAGAAUUGCACACAAAUUAUUUCAUGAUAAUACACACAAAUACAGAUAUUCACACUCAUAAUUCAUAGCAUGAGAAUAUCAUGCACUUGCAGCGUAAUAUACUGUAUUGUACUGCUGAGUAGUGUUCUGAGUCUUGUGAUGCUGCUAGGAGGUCAGAGACAUCAUUCUUAUUCAUUCCUUUCUACUUAACCUGUCUGUGUUUAGACCUGUGUUUCUUUUAAAGGGGCUGAGGUGAUUCUCAGCCCUGUGUAGCCGCAGACCAGAGCAUGUUUCUUCUCCUCCUCGCAGCGUGAUUAAUUAAACACAAUGCAAUUCCUGCCAUAUUUUCACUUCCCUAAGCUGAUUCCUUCUCUCCCUCUGUUUUGCUCAUGGUGUGUAAUGACAGCUUUUAUUUCCAUUUGGUUCCUGUACAAAUGCUCAGGUCUCGCUUCUAUUGAGUGAGCAGCAAUGCAGAUGAAGUCUCGCUGACAUUUGAACCCCAUCCUUAAGUUUACUCCUCCUUCUAUCAUCCACUCUUCCCUUUAUGGAACUCUACGCCUAUUCCUUCUGUUACUCUAGGAAGAGUCUUGGUGGUUCCAAACUUCUUCCAUUUAAGAAUGAUGGAGGCCACUGUGUUCUUGGGGACCUUCAAUGCUGCAGACAUUUUUUGGUACCCUUCCCCAGAUCUGUGCCUCGACACAAUCCUUUCUCGAAGCUCUACGGACAAUUCCUUUGACCUCAUGGCUUGGCUUUUGCUCUGAAGUGCACUCUCAACUGUGGGACCUUAUAUAGACACGUGUGCCUUUCCAAAUCAUGUCCAAUCAAUUCAAUUUACCACAGGUGGACUCCAAUCAAGUUGUAGAAACAUUUCAAGGAUGAUCAAUGGAAACAGGAUGCACCUGAGGUUAGGUACUGUAGGUUAGACAGCACACUACCACUUCCACACUCCAUUCCCCCAUGGGGCACCAGCAACUUUGACCAGGUGCUGAGCCUGGUUGAUAAGUGCAUCAGGUGCUGCCAAUUAAAGUGAUCGUCAGUCAGUGGCCCAGCUUGUAAGCUGGGAGGUGGCUGGUUUUGUUUGGUGGCCAUGAGGUCUUUUGUUUUUGAGUCUUUAGUUUGGGCAUGCCUUUGGUAUUUUUUCCUUUUUGAUUAUAUUUAUGUUUCGUCACCCACUGAGAAAAUACUAAUCCGCUUAGACUGGCUGACCAAGAAGUCAAGAGAGAGAGUUGGCUCUGGACCAAGGUAAGGUUGCGGUCUCCCUGGGCACAUGUGCAUCCAACACGGUUUUACAGCCCUCUAACCAAUUGUACUAUUAUGUGUGUUUUUUCGCUUUAUUUGUAAUUUAUUCUGUACAUAAUGUUUCUGCCAUCGUCUCUUAUAACCAAAAAGAGCUUCUGGAUAUCAGGACAGCGAUUACUCACCUCGUAUUGGACGAAGAUGUUUUCUUCAACGAGUCGGACGCGAAGGAUAUCCUACAGACACCCGACAAGGCCCAAAUCCCCGUCAUUCGCAAGAGAAAGAGACGGAGAUAUCGUGGACGUAGGUCGGGUGCCUUGUAAGGAUCCGACGGCGAGCGAGUAAACUGCCUCUUCCAUCAAUCCUAUUAGCUAAUGUUCAAUCAUUUGAAAACAAAAUGAACGACCUAAGAUCAAGGUUAUCCUACCAACGGGACAUUCAAAACUGUAAUAUCUUAUGUUUCAUCGAGUCAUGGCUGAACGACGACAUGGAUAACAUACAGCUGGCGGGAUAUACGCUACAUCGGCAGGAUAGAACGGCUGACUCCGGUAAGACAAGGGGUGGUGGUCUGUGUAUAUUUGUAAACAACAGCUGGUGCACAAAAUCAAAUACUCAAAAUCAAAUACUAAGGAAGUCUCAAGGUUUUACUCGGCUGAGGUAGAGUAUCUUAUGAUAAGCUGUAGACCACACUAUUUACCAAGAGAGUUUUCAUCUAUAUUUUUCUUAGCUGUCUAUUUACCACCACAAACCGAUGCUGGCAUUAAGAUUGCACUCAAUGAGCUAUAUAAGGCCAUAACUAAACAGGAAAACGCUCAUCCAGAGGCAGCGCUCCUAGUGGCCGGGGACUUUAAUGCAGGGAAACCUAAAUCCAUUCUACCUCAUUUCUACCAGCAUGUUAAAUGUGCAACCAGAGGAAAAAAAAUCUAGACCACCUUUACUCCACACACAGAGACGCAUACAAAGCUCUCCCUCGCCCUCCAUUUGGCAAAUCUGACCAUAACUCUAUCCUUAUAAGCAAAAACUAAAGCAGGAAGCACCAGUGGUCAGAUUACGCAGAUGCUAAGCUCCAGGACUGUUUUUCUAGCACAGACUGGAACAUGUUCCGGGAUUCUUCAGAUAGCAUUGAGGAGUACACCACAUCAGUGACUGGCUUCAUCAAUAAGUGCAUCGAUGACGUACAUACCCCAACCAGAAGCCAUGGAUUACAGGCAACAUCCGCACUGAGCUAAAGGGUAGAGCUGCCGCUUUCAAGGAGUGGGACUCUGACCCGGAUGCUUAUAGGAAAUCCCGCUAUGCCCUCCGACGAACCAUCAAACAGGCAAAGAGUCAAUACAGGACUAAGAUUGAAUCGUACUACACCGGCUCUGACGCUCGUCGGAUGUGGCAGGGCUAGAAAACUAUUAUAGACUACAAAGGGAAGCACAGCCGCGAGCUGCCCAGUGACACAAGCCUACUAGUCGAGCUAAACCACUUCUAUGCUCGCUUCGAGGCAAGCAACACUGAAGCAUGCAUGAGAGCACCAGCUGUUCCGGAUGACUAUGUGAUCACACUCUCCGUAGCCGAUGUGAGUAAGACUUUUAAGCAGGUCAACAUUCACAAGGCCGCAGGGCCAGACGGAUUACCAGGACGUGUACUCCGAGCAUGUGCUGACCAACUGGCAAGUGUCUUCACUGACAUUUUCAACUGUCCCUGACUGAGUCUGUAAUACCAAAAUGUUUCAAGCAGACCACCAUAGUCCCAGUGCCCAAGGACACUAAGAUAACCUGCCUAAAUGACUACCGACCCGUAGCACUGACGUCUGUAGCCAUGAAGUGCUUUGAAAGGCUGGUCAUGGCUCACCUCAACACCAUUAUCCCAGAAAUCCUAGACCCACUCCAAUUUGCAUACCGCCCCAACAUAUCCACAGAUGAUGCAAUCUCUAUUGCACUCCACACUGCCCUUUCCCACCUGGACAAGAGGAACACCUACGUGAGAAUGCUAUUAAUUGACUAUAGCUCAGCAUUCAACACCAUAGUGCCCUCAAAGCUCAUCACUAAGCUAAGGAUCCUGGGACUAAACACCUCCCUCUGCAACUGGAUCCUGGACUUCCUGACGGGCCGUGUGGUGCCAGGAUAACAACCUCUCCCUCAACGUGACCAAGACAAAGGAGAUGAUUGUGGACAGCAGGGAAAAAAAGAGGACUGAGCACGCCCCCAUUCUCAUCGACGGGGCUGUAGUGGAACAGGUCGAGAGCUUCAAGUUCCUUGGUGUCCACAUCACCAACGAACUAUCAUGGUCCAAACACACCAAGACAGUCGUGAAGAGGGCACGACAAAGCCUAUUCCCCCUCAGGAGACUGAAAAGAUUUGGCACGGGUCCUCAGAUCCUCAAAAAGUUAUACAGCUGCACCAUCGAGAGCAUCCUCACUGGUUGCAUCACCGCCUGGUAUGGCAACUGCUCGGCCUCCGACCGCAAGGCACUACAGAGGGUAGUGCGUACGGCCCAGUACAUCACUGGGGCCAAGCUUCCUGCCAUCCAGGACCUCUAUACCAGGCGGUGUCAGAAGAAGGCCCUCAAAAUUAUCAAAGAUUCCAGCCACCCUAGUCAUAGACUGUUCUCUCUGCUACUGCACGGCAAGCGGUACUGGAGCACCAAGUCUAGGUCCAAAAGGAUUCUCAGCAGCUUCAAGCCAUAAGACUCGUGAACAGCUAAUCAUGGCUAAGCGGACUACUUGCACUGCCCCCCCCCCCCACCCCAUCUUUUUACUCUGCUACUACUCUGUUAAUUGUUUAUGCAUAGUCACUUUAACUCUACCCACAUGUACAUAUUACCUCAAUUACCUCAACUAGCCGGUGCCCCCGCACAUUGACUCUGCACCGGUACCCCCCUGUAUAUAGCCUCCCUACUGUUAUUUUAUUUUACUUCUGCUCUUUUUUUCCUCAACACUUUUUAGUUGUUUUAUUUUACUUUUUUAUUAAAAAAUAAAUGCAUUGUUGGUUAAGGGCUGUAAGUAAGCAUUUCACGGUAAUGUGUACACCUGUUGUAUUCGGCACAUGUGGCAAAUCAAAUUUGAUUUGAUUUGAAAUGCAGAUUUCGCACAUAAAUGCACACAUUCAUUCAGGUUACAGACCAUGUAACUAGGCCUAGGACCCCUAGACAAAGUGAGUGCAACAAUAUCCAUAGGCUAGUUAUGGGUUUCGUAACAAUUUAUUUCACCUUGUUAACUGAGUGUUCCAGUAGUUGCUAUCAUGUAUUCUUGUUAAAUUAAAGAAAUCUGUAAUUCCUCUCCUUCAGGUGGUAGUUUAAAUGAUGUUCUGAGAACAUCCCACAUAGCUCCCAUCCUGUAGGUAGGAUCAUUGUCAGGUGACUGUGGUCAUGAGAAACUCCUUGCCGUAGUCAUUUUUCCUCCUUAAUGGGAGAGAUACAGCAAUACGGAUCCCACCGCUGCCACCAUCUGGCAAUAUGCUUUGUGUUGUAGUCAUGACAGAGAAAUAUAUACAACGUUUGGCAAACAUUCCUGGGCAAGCUUCAGUUAGCUACAGUAAAUAGUCAAGUAAGAAUAUUUAAGUUUCCUGUGUAACACCAAUAUUGCUCCAUGGAUUCUCUGGGUUAGCGCUGCCACCAUCUGGCAAUAUGCUUUGUGUUGUAGUCAUGACAGAGAAAUAUAUACAACAUUUGGCGAACUUUACUGGGCAUGCUACAGUAAAUAGUCAAGUAAGAAUAUUUAAGUUUCCUGUGUAACACCAAUAUUGCUCCAGGGAUUCUCUGGGUUAGUGCUUCACUUGAAGAUGGAUAAAGUAGAAGCUUAGCCCAGAGGAGCAUUUGCCACCUGUGACCUGACUGAAGCUCUCUUGGGGAAUGUUUAGUGUCCCCAGCAAGGCUAUUUUGGAUAUUUAGUGGCUCCAGUGUGGUCAUUAUAUUGUUUAGAGAUGUCAAUGGGGUCGUCUGACAGUGUUUAGUGCCCACGGUUCAUCUGUCUUCUGAGUAGAAGAACAGGGUCUCACUGAAGGGAAAGACAAAAAAAAAAGAUAAUAGAUGGACCCCAUCAUCCCUGAUACACAUCGUACACACACACACACACUUAUCUGCUCCACACAUACAAACACACCCUCGCAACACACCACAAACUCAGGCAGGCACCAUUUCUCUUUUAGGUGGGUUGCUGACUUCAGAGUGGUGCACUCUGCUUAAGUGUCCAUGACUGAAGGUUUUUCCAGUUUAGGUCCUGAUGAUAAAGGUGGGCUCUCAUUUUAAAAGGAUUUUGCUAGAAUGAGGGUGGGCGCAAACAGUGCUGAGAUCCACCGUGAUUUCGUUUUUUUCUUAUCACUGUGUGUUUGCAUUUAUUUAAUAGCUUAAUAAUGGAUUAUAAAUGACCAGUAAAUGUGUAGUAUAUGGCGUGCCGAUCCUGUUUAAUAGAACUAAGUGAUGGCGAGUCAUUUACUGCAUGGUGAUUCGCGGGCGUUCAGAUUCCAGCCUGGUUCUUCACAGUAUGUGGUAAAUCAUUUAGUAACAUUAAUUUAAUGAUUUAUUAAUCGAGCUAGCUAGCAUUUAGUAGCAGGACUUUUUGACUCUAAGCCUGGAGGGCUCUGUGUAAGAGAGAGAGGGCUGAUGUUCUCCCAUCACCAUUCAUGAAAUAAGUGUGAUUUUGCACCAAAGUUUAGCAAGCAUCAGGACCAACUUUGGAAAUGUACUUGAAUGGAACGUUAGAAUAACUUGAUACCAAACUCAAUACCUCCUAAUAUACCUCUAUAUAAGGAAAACAUGGAACAAAUAUCAUCUUUAUGUGUUAUUAUUUAUUCAAACUAUCGAUCAGUACACUAUUGAGCAAACACCAGAACUAAUUAAGUCAUCAUGAAGAACAGAGGCUGAGCUGAGACCAGCAUGUACUGUAAGCCCACACACUGUUCUCAAGGAGGGGAGUGUGAGCACCCUGCUGUUUUGGAAUACAUGCACGUGUGCACACACACACCCCGAUGUCAAUUAGGUCCAUUCCUGUCUCCCUUAAAGGGAAUUCUAUCUAUAGCUCCAUCCUUAGCCUUUAAUAUCAAUAAUUGUCCCUGGCAGACAUCUUGCUGCUUGUCAAGGGAAUUUUAGCUGCGGACCUUGUUGAUGCCAAAGUCUGAGGUUCUCCUGAGUAGUGAUGUAAUGGGAUGUGAUGCUAGCACACCCUGCUAGAAUGCUCCUCAUGGUUUUGUCAGGGCUCCCCAGUCAAGUUGUCAGCUCUCGUGCUAAUGCGCAUUAUUGUCUGCCUCCCUGUCUCAUAUCCCAAACUUCAAAGGCCGCUUACUGCUCACUUUAGAAGCGGCAGUCCCACAUGUCAGAGGAAAAGGCAAGGUGGAAUGACAAGUGUGUCUACUGGGAAACGUCUCCAGGGAACGUUCAGGAGCACAAAUCUCAGAGAGGGAGAAGAAACGCAUCGCUAAGAGGAGAGGCAGCAGAUGUUUUUGGAAAACAAACGUAGAUAAAACACUGGAAACACAGGCAUCAUUUAGAGAAGAAAGCCCACAGAGAAGAAAACAUUUCAUUUGUAUAUAAAUCCCCCAACCACACACAACCACGUUCCUUUUCUCCCAUUCGGUCUCUUAACUCUUCUAAUAAAGACAUUAGUAAAGACAGGUGGAAACCAUUCACUUCCGCAGUACAACUGCAGCCGUGCUUCCCCGGAGCUAGUCGAUCCAUGAGGGCAUCCUAUUUUCCCUCCCUAAUUUUCCUUUCCUUCCUUCCUAAUGUCCCCCUUCUACCCCCUCUCUUGUGCUUUCCUCUCCCUCCAAGAGCAUGUACAGUAUAAUUGCAUUUCCUGGGCCUGAUCUCCAUGCUAAAAUAUGCAGUGGUGCAGCCACGGGAGGGCCGGCAGCCCCUCUCGGCUUGACGCUGCUUAUCGCUGUGCCACAGACCCACACUUGCUCAUUGUUCAACCCUGGCAUCAUAAUUACCUAAUACGUGUCUCACGGCAUCCCGCUCGACUAUACUUCACCACCAUCCACUACCGCUCUACAGACUAACUAUAUUUCUGUUUUUCCUCAAUUAUUUUCUUUAAUAGCCUCAGAUGGCUAGGAUCCAUUUGUAUGUGAUUUGUUUGUUUUAUAUAUUUAUUUAUUUGUCUCCUUGUUUUGUUUCUUUCAUUAGCGCCAUGUAGAUAUUGCCCCCGAUUACUUUCAUUGUUAUACUCCCCACAGUGUCCGGAUGUAAUGAGCCUGCACACAACAGCACCUAAUGAAUUGUGGUUGGUUCGCUUUAGCUGCCUCCUUGAUGGGGUCUGUGGGGACUCUGAUGACUGUUGCAGUAGAGAUGGAUACAGUAUGAAUGUGGCUUGACCUAUUGUCUGCGUCUGUGUAUCAUCUUGGAUUGAAGCAUCAUUCUCUCUAUGGCAUAGGCAUACACAGAUCCAUAUACACUGAGAUGUGACAUUCUUAUCUCCUUCCCUUGUAGAGCCUUUCAGAUUUAUUAUCAUCAUAUGAGAAAGUUCAUUUUCUUCCAGAUUCAUGGUAGAAUGUGUCCCUUAUCCCUGUCAGUUGUGGUUGCACCAUGGUUUUUCCUCAAGACUUCCUACUAAAGUAGCAGACAUCAGGGAUUCCAUGUACCAAGUCAUGCUAGCCCCCAGCUGUGCCGUUCCUGCUCACUAAGGAAACCUGAAGUGUCAAUGAUAACAGGAGCCUGUCACCUGUCUCCCCACCACAUGCUCCACUCCCCCCCUCAGCAGAGCUUUGCCCCUUGAAGGCAAAAACACAGUUAUUUUGGGUGAAUAGAGGCACCGUGUGUACCUGUCAAGGCAAGGCAGUGCAGAAAUGUUCUCCUCCACUUUUAGCACCGAACGCUUCAAGGAAGCCGCGAGAAUGGAGAUGCUCUUUGUUUGAAGUUGAGUGCAGGUAAAAAGUCAACUUCUAAAUGCAGUUGCAGGCAUUUAGCAUGCCAGUUCAUCUAUCAAAUUAAAUAUUUCUUCACUCUGUCAGUUUCAAAGGAAUACUAACUUUGUUCCCAUUGUCUCUAUUCUCUCCAUCCAUCUCCCGCCCUUCUCCUCAGAUGAGCAGCAAGCGCUCCAGCAGUUUCCGACGGGCCAUCGCCAAUGGCCGGCGUACGCUGCAGCGAGAGAUCCUAUUGGAUGAGACGGGCCUGGGUGUGUACAAGCGCUUUGUGCGCUACGUGGCCUAUGAGAUCCUGCCCUGCGAGACAGACCGGCGCUGGUACUUCCACCAGAACCGCCUUUGUCCCCCGCCCGUCUUCAUGGCCAUCAUUACCAUCGUCCAGGUGAGAGGGAAGAGAGAAAGCAGAUGGAGGCCUCGGAUAACUGAGCUGCUCAUUGUUAAGACCAGUGGUCCCAGAAAUGUGUGCAUUGUUACCCACCUGAAUAUGUUUUAAGUUACUUAUGACCCUUCAAAUAAGCAGAACAAUGUUUAUGGCAUAAAAAGUAUUUAGCUUUGUCAUAUGUGGAAAUGGCUGUGACCCAUUAGUGGGCAGUGGGCAGUGUGGGCACUGACCAACUAUUUGGUAAACAAUUGUUAAGGAGGUGCACUCGAUGCCAGUCCUCUAAGGCAACUGUAUUGGCUUUCAUGAUUGAAUUCUUGGAUUCUUAUCAGGAACUGAUGUAGAACUGGGAAACCAAGCCAGUGGACUAGUCUCUGGGCAAGUCAGUGACAUUAUUGGAACAAUUUAGUGAGAGGAAAGAAAAUAACCACUAGACAGCUUUAGCCCCAGAGGCCUUGGCUUGAAUAGGGAAUGCUAAAAAACCUGCUGCAUGUUGCGUUUAUAUCUAAAUGCUUCACAAUGGCGGUGAAUGGUCUGUAAUGAUAGAGGCAAUGAUAAUGACUAUUUCCUUUCAUUAAAAUUAAUGAAGAUGAUGAUUCAUUGACUUAUGAAAGGAGCUAAUGGAAUCGGUCCAGCUGUGUGUCUCUCUGUAUGUGCAUAUCUUGUUGGUGCCAAUGGAAGUCUUCAACCGACGCAAGGCAUACGGCGUUCGAAAAAAGUGGCAUUUAUUAGCAGAAUCACAAUUUGUUUUGGCAAGGGCAAUUUCUUGGCUCUCACAACAGAAAUCUGUAUUAUAUGAUAUAAAUGAGUGUCUGAAUGAAGAGACGUGGGUGUGAAGCAGCGUGUGUCUCUCCCGUCAGAUCAUCGUGUUCAUGUGCUAUGGCAUCAUGCUGAAUAAGUGGGUGCUGCAGACAUACCAGCCAGACUUCAUGAAGAGCCCCCUGGUGUACCACCCCAGACACCGCCACCAGGUCUGGCGCUUCUUUAGCUACAUGUUCAUGCACGUUGGGUAAGAGACCACCCCACCUCAUUCACACGUGCACACACACACAGUGUAAAGCAACAUUAAUUGAUACUGCAAGGCAUUGACCGAUAAUGGUUUAGAUGGGAUUUAUGGAUAGAUGGUGAUAGAUGACUACUGUAGAUAACAUUGAUGAAGUGUCUAGACUAAAGGAGCUGAUUUAAAACUCUAUGCAUAAUUAAUCUGCUAUUGAGACCGGUGUCAUGCUCCUGUUCACUGUCUCUCAGGUUGGAGCAGCUGGGGUUCAAUGCUCUGCUCCAGCUGAUGAUCGGUGUUCCCUUGGAGAUGGUCCACGGCAUCCUACGCAUCAGUCUGCUGUACAUGGCCGGUGUUGUG